UAAGUAAAUAAGGUAGAUAAAAUAUAUGAAAACAUUUGCCACUUGUGUACAACAGUGAAGAGUUCAACACCUUUCACAAUGUCCAAAGUUAACCAACAACAGAAAAGGGCAAUGAAGCGACUGAUGCUGGAUUUGCAGGAGCUCGAAAAAUCGCCCGUGGAAAACGUUUCUGCCUCCCCACUGGAAAGCAACAUGCUAGAAUGGCAUUGCAACUUUCUAUGUAACGGCGUCUUGUAUCAUCUCAUUCUAUUUUUCCCGCAAAAUUACCCGUACAAAUCGCCGAGCGCUGAAUUCGUGCCUCCUGGGUUUAGCUACAGAGGCGGCGCCACAAAACCAGGAAAGAAAGGAACACAAGUGUGCCUGUCCAUCUUCUCGGACUUUGCCGAAUGGCAUCGGGAAUGGGCGAACGAGAAGAACGCUGGCUGGUCACCGGGUUACACUGUGCAGACCGUCCUGUUAAAUAUGUUGUCUUUCUUAGCAGAGAUUCAAGGGGAUUGCUCCUAUAAUGCUAACCUCACUAAAAAUUUCAAGUGUGCCGACUGCGGACAUACCACCAAAAAACCGUACCCACCUCUCAAAAAAGACUCCAAGGUGAGCAAGAAGGAAACUGGUGGCAACAACAAACGAGACAUUGUGUGUUACAUUUCCAAAGAUAAGCUCAGUCCGACGGCAAAACCGAAGAGCAACGCGGAACUAUUUGGUUUCGGUCUGGCGGUUUCGGGUCCCACUCACAGGCCGUCUCUGACGACACCAUGCGAGUUCCUCAGUGGGGAAUCCUUCUUUAGCAUGAUGGGUUCAGUGGGUGUUGUACACAGCAUCAUGAAGGAACCCCUGAAGUUUUUCCUGCCACUGUACCUUCAUCCAAACCACGGUUCCGCCAUUAAAGACCAGAUAGAGAAAACGCUCCGCGAAGUAGCCGCAAUCCUACCAAAAUGCAACCCCAAGAAGACUCCUAUAGAAGACAUGAUCAUUAAAGUCAUCCCAAAUCUGAUGUCGGCAACUGUGGUUGAGUUCUCCAAAGGAACGCAACACACCAGUGACAACCAUCUCUGUGGCUACUUCGCUCUUCACAGACUGUUCUUAUGGGCGCUAGAAACAUACCCGGACCUUCAAGAUAAAGUCGACGAACUGCUAAGAGUAUUUAUCGAAGACGAAUCUGCUCGGACAAAGAAGGAGUGUCCACACAUCGCUGAGAGGCUGAUACUUCUGUCUGCUUCUGCCAAGUACAGGUGGAAAGACGCGGCUGAGGCGUAUCUCUCAGAAAGUUGGAGACGUAAUGUGAUGUGGUAUGUUAAGGAAGACGCUGAGCUGGGAUACCUGACAACCCCAAAAGAAUACCGACUUGACAUGACCCUGAAGAAAACAGAAGUCAGUCGCAAGAUUCUGGCAUUUCAGGUUCUCUUUUUGGACAUCGCCAUGCCGGAAGGGAUGAGUCACAAGGAUCUCAAGCGUCGCUAUGACAACAACUUUGGAUUUCCUACCGACGCCAUGGUGAAAGAAAUGAAGGAGGCCUGUGGUCGGAGGAUCAACUCUAUGAAAUCCUAUACAGACUGGUACAAUGUGCUGAAACUUAAACCCCUUAGCGAUGAUGAGAUUUUCGGCAGAUUGCUGAAGGCGGUGCACUUUGCCAUAGAAACGGAUGGCUACCACUGGAGUUUCUUCAAAAACGCGGGCGGAUGGCCAAAUGUGCUUAAGGUAUAUAAGGAACACAAGAAAACCGGAAAACUGAAAGAGAUCCUCGGGAAACAGUUUGAAGAAAACCUUGGUGGGAAGGGAAGGGGAAGGGAAAGACUAGCCCUCCUACAGAGGAGACUAAACCCAAAGCUGCGCCAAAAGGACGAGGGAAAGGAGGACCGGACGCUAGAGAUGAAGAAGAGGACAUGGAGGUCGAUGAAAAGCCUAAAGUCACAGCCGCUAGAGGGCGUGGCGGAGGAGCAGCGCGUGGUCGUGGUAAAGCUGUUGCCAAGACGCAAGAAGAGGUAGCAUCACCGGUGGGGAAAAGGGGGCGUAAGAGAACAGCGUCUCCGGCCCAGGUCGAAGUGAAGGCAAAAUCGCGAAAACGUCGCUGAAUGUACUCAUAAACGUACGAGUAAGUUUAUUUUUUCGGUUCUUACAUUUUAAGAUGGAUUCCAUUAAAGGAAUUACGCAUUGUGCUUUUCAGACCACAAUUCCGAAAGGGGCCCUCAUUCAUUACAAACGUUCCAAACGUUGACGUAUUAUGUAUCGAUGGUGCCUUAUGUGUCAUUGGUUGCAUUACGUGUCAUUCAUGUCCAUUCCUAAUGUAGUUUUUACUUCACUUAUUAAUGCUUGUUGAUGAGAGUUGCGCGUUAAACGCAUACAUGACUUCUCGAUGUUUAAAUAAUGUUCGUUGUGUUCGACAGUGUUGUGUUACGCGUCAUACUCAUGUCUUCACAUCUGAAGUCUAUCAUCUUUCGUCUGAUUUAAGUUGAAAUUUAUGUGUACACGGUUGUGUAAUAAAUUGUUUGUUUUUAUUAACGUAUCAAAACGGUCUUGUACCGAUAAAAGUGAAAUAAAACAUUUCUUACACACAUAUAAAACUUGGUUUACUAUCCUAUUACU
This is a messenger RNA of Liolophura sinensis, 2580 nucleotides long. RefSeq lists its product as uncharacterized. Lineage: Eukaryota; Metazoa; Mollusca; Polyplacophora; Chitonida; Chitonidae. The coding region runs from base 79 to 1983 and encodes 634 amino acids. The transcript has 5 exons. The record is from RefSeq and is a predicted model, not a curated record.